AUGACGACAGCUACGAUGCGUUCGGCUUCAGUAGCGGCCUCAAGGCCAUCGCUAAUGGAACUGGCACAGAAUGCUGGCCUGCUACAGCUAAGUCCAUCUGAUUUGGUAUUUGAAGCGAAUCAACCAGGCUUUGCCUACUACGACUUUGUUAUGUCACUAUCCCACCUGCCCGACUGUCUCGGGGAUGGAUUCGAAGUUUAUUUGGCUAAACUAGACCAACAAACCAAUUUGGAAUGGUUUGAAACUUUGAAGAUCUCCAAAGGACAGCUCAAGGUUUGUUUUUGAAAUUUUUUAAAUGUUUUUUAGAUUUUUUUUAUUUUUUGCACGGUGCAGUCAAAAAAUUUUUAUUUUACAGUGUAAAAAGUACAGUAAGAUUUAAGGUUAAAUUUGUACGAAAAAAGUGCUUUUAGACUUUCUACAAUGUCUAGCUGAAUUUUUGACCUAACAUUAUGAUAGGAAAGGGCUUAAAAUUAAAAUUUUAAACUAAAUUUUGCACGGUGCAGUCUUUUUACUUUUCACGAUGCAGGACAAGAAAGGUAAAUAGUAUAAGGUUAAAUUUUUAUGAUAAUAUUAUUUUGAGACCUUUUGCAAUAUCUAAAAUCUUUUUUGAGCCUUAUUUGUUUAGGCAUUGGUUUUAAAAUUCAAAAACUUUUUUAAUUUUUGCACCGUGCAAAAUUUUAAUUUUUUGCACGGUGCACAGCCGAAAAUCAAAAAACUUUAUAAAAACCGGGCCAAUAAACACUUUUUGCAGCAAAAACCCUACUCUUUGACCUAAACCCCCCCUAGUUCAAACUACUGUUGACCCAUUUAGAAUUAUGAAGUCAAUAGCUGCUAUAUUAUUCAUGGCAUUCAGGUUCAGGUGGGAGUCUAUUUCGAAUGCAUUCUUGAGAUUUGAUGCCCGAAUGGUUUAAUAUUGUGUGUGAAUGUGUAAUUACUGAAGUCCUACAGUUUUAUUUUUUUACAAAAAUAUUUUUUGAUUAACGUUCUAGAACGUUUGGUAACGUUCUGAAGGGUAAAAAUCGUAAAAACUUGAGGGUUUCUGUUUUUGAAAACUGGUGAUUUGGUAAUGUUAAGGUUAAGUGGUCAAAGUUUAGUCUAAUAGAGUUAUAAUAGAGCGGAUUAGACAGUUCUAGUAGGCAUGUUAUAGUAGGUACGUAGGAUAUUAUUAAAGCUUUUGUAAGGGUUCAAUCCGUAAUAAGCCUGUAUUUAUAUUUUUAGGUAUAACGUAAUCAAAAAGUUUAAAAAAUCUUUGUUUCAAAUUUCAAAAACUUUAUUUUCGUAUUUUGAAACCACUUUUUUAAAACUUGCACUGUGCAAAAUAAAAUUCUUUUUUUGCACCGUGCAAACGAUUUUAAAAUUUUUUCUAUUUAGGUACUUUUAAAUCAAAAAAGAAGUCCAAAAGUAAUGUCACAUAUUGUAUGAAGGCUAAGAAUGGUAUUGGCCAUGACACUUUAGCUAAAAUAUUACCAAAUUUUUUUAAACUUUGAAAUUUAAAUUUUAUGACUGCACCGUGCAAAAACAAUAAUUUUUUCAAAAAAUUUUAAUUAAAAAAAUUUUUUUUAAAUUUUUUCAAAUUUGAACUAUUUUAAAUUUAAAAUUUUUUAAAAUCUAAUUUUUUUCUUUUCAGGAGCACAACCUCCCCUCAACCGAGCUAGCCAUCAUAACCUUGGGCGUCCUGACCUGGAGAGAAGAGCUACGUCAAGCCCGGCUCCUUUGCCUUGUCAGCCAACUCCAUGGACCUUCAGACGAACAAACCCCAGCUCUCGAAGCACUGAAACGAGCUUGUGGCAAGUUCAAGUGUGUACAUCACGUCAUGGCUACGGGAGAACGACGCUCUUCGCUGGGAUCGUUAGAAUCCAAGAAGGAGCAACACUUCAAGGUUUCUGAAUCUAUGAAGCUGCGAGUGUUGAUGUGUCAGACUCGAACUGAGCACACUCAACUACCUCAGCAGGCCAUUCGAGAGGGAAAGUACUUGUUGACCGCUGGUGGGAAUCCAUUCUUGUGUCUCUGCUUUCCUCUCAGUUGA
This is a messenger RNA of Bursaphelenchus okinawaensis, 2026 nucleotides long. Lineage: Eukaryota; Metazoa; Nematoda; Chromadorea; Rhabditida; Aphelenchoididae. The record is from the annotation of a GenBank genome assembly.